AGAGAGAGAGAGAGAGAGAGAGAGGUUAGGAGCUCCAGAUGGUGUUUAAACGCAGACAGAAGGCUACAGCGAGGACACAGAGAGAGAGAGGAGGAGGAGGAGAGCGCCGCGGUUACUGCGCACAGUGAGCUCGCCAGCUCCACUCAUCACCGAGGACAUAACAAGUCGUAAAAAUACCUAAUACCGUGCAUUGGAGGGGAAAAAAAAGACUUCUCCUGGUCUGCUCCGAUGACAGCGUUUUUUUAUUUCUCCUGGAAGUGAAGGUUUAAUACAACAACCAUCUGAGCGCAGCCUGACGGACGAUCGGCGCGUCGGAGGAGGACAAGCACCGAACAUAGAAACGUGGAGGUGGAGCAGCUUUGUCCGCAGGCUGGAAACAAACAAGAGAAAAACUAUAUAUAUUUUUUUUUCUCGGAUUGGAUGUAUGAGAACUUGCCUCUGACACCAUGAACUGUGGGUUCAACUGUGAGCUAAGAAGACUGUAAAGUUGUUUGGGUGGGGGGGGGGAAUUAUAGGCGCACCCUGCAGCCCUGAGGAUCUGCAUCUUAAUGUGACCUCACAUGGUGAGGCUUUUUGGACUUAGAGUGACAAAUUAGUUACUUUUUGUACGUCAAAAACAAACGGGACCUCGUUCCUGCUGUAGAAAUGACACUGUGUUGUCUCAUCUGUCUGGGAUGAUCAGAAAGUGCCAGGGAGCGAAUAUACACGACUGGGACAAGUUCUGAUUCUGUCGCAUCGCAAACACAAGAAGCUUUUCUGCUUCAACAAAUAAUAAAUCUAUAUCUCAGAUUGAAAAACCAAAGACAGCAGUUUUCCUAAGGAUCCAACAGCCCUUGUUUUGGUCUUAUUUUUUCUUUUAUCUUUUAUUAAGAAGAUAAAUACCUCACAGCCUAAGACUUAUUUAACCUGGACCCUAUUAGAGCACCCAAAGGAAAGUUAAACAUUUUUAUACCAUCAUAUAUUUUUAGAAAAAGGGAAUAACCCAACAAAGGCUUUAAUUUUUGCUCAUUUUUAGUGUACUUUUUUUUUUUUUUUCCAAGACGAUGAGGAUUGAAUCGAUAUAAAAUCCUGUUAAGAAGCGAUUUGGUGUGGAUUAUCGCUCUGCUUGACCUCGACCUUCACAAAGUAGCAGAGUGCAGAAGGCUGGAACAAUGCCAGAUUCACCUGCGGAUGUGAAAACCCAGCCCAGGUCCACCCCACCUACCAUGCCUCCUCCACCCCCGGCUGUGAGUCAAGCAACAAGUCGCAACGCCUCAUUCACACCGGCCACCAGUAAAUCAAUGCUGAACGGGAGCAGCCACUCUCCUACCUCGCUAAACGGUGCUCCUUCGACUCCCAAUGGCUUCAGUAACGGGCCGGCGAUGUCUUCGACGGCCUCCCUGUCCAACCAACAGCUUCCGCCGGCUUGUGGCGCCCGACAACUCUGCAAACUAAAGCGCUUCCUAACCACACUGCAGCAGUUCGGCAACGACAUAUCCCCCGAGAUUGGGGAGAGAGUGCGCAGCCUUGUGUUAGGACUGGUGAACUCCACUCUCACCAUUGAAGAGUUUCACUCCAAACUUCACGAGGCCACUAACUUCCCACUGAGGCCUUUUGUCAUUCCUUUCUUAAAGGCAAACCUGCCCCUGCUGCAGAGAGAAUUGCUCCACUGUGCCAGACUGGCCAAACAGACUCCAGCCCAGUAUCUGGCUCAGCACGAGCAGCUCCUCCUGGACGCCAAUGCUAGCUCGCCUCUCGACUCCUCGGAGAUCAUGCUAGAGAUGAACGAGCAUGGCAAGAGAAGGACUCCUGACAGGACCAAAGACAGCUCCGACAGAGAUGGCUUGCACCCGGAGCACCUGGCAAAGCGGCCCUGCACUAUCAGCCCCAGCCAACGCUUCAGCCCCAGCACCGGGCUCCCAGCUCACCCGCCUCCCAACGGCCUACCAACGCACCCACCCAACGGUCUGCCCCAUCCGCCCAACCCCCAAGUGGGACCCCAGCACUACCGCCUAGAAGACAUGGCCCUGGCACACCAGUACAGGGAUGCUUUCAGACACAGCGAACACAGAGACUCUCGAGACAGACACCGGCAGACAGCGGUGCACGGAGCUCGCCAAGAGGAGGUGAUCGAUCACCGUCUUACAGACCGAGAAUGGGCAGAAGAAUGGAAACAUCUUGAUAAUCUCCUUAACUGCAUCAUGGACAUGGUAGAGAAGACGCGACGCUCCUUGACGGUGCUGCGCCGCUGCCAGGAGGCCGAUCGUGAGGAGAUGAAUCACUGGAUCCGCCGUUACAGCGACGUAGAGGAGAUGAAAAAAGGUGGGAGCAACGGACAGCACUGCCUCCCUCCUCCUCCUACUCUUCCUCCUCCUCCUACUCCUCACCACAACUCCUCCUCCAACACAGCUAGCAGCAGCGAGUCACUGCCCAUAGGAACUCCCUCGGCUGCUGAAAGGCAGACAGGCAGACAGACAGAGAUCCACAGAGACUUCUUGCACCGGCCUCCCUCAGGAUACCUGCCUGAAGAAAUCUGGAGGAAAGCUGGUACUACAAGCAUGCCGCUUUCCCCAGCUCUAAAGCACCUCCAAAACAAGCAGGAGGAGGCGGUGAAUGAAGUGAAGCGGCAAGCCAUGUCAGAGCUGCAGAAGGCGGUGUCAGACGCAGAGAGGAAGGCUCACGAGAUGAUCUCUGCUGAACGAUCCAAAAUGGAGAGGGCACUGGCCGAGGCAAAGAGACAAGCUUCCGAAGACGCGCUAACGGUCAUCAACCAGCAGGAAGACUCCAGCGAGAGCUGUUGGAACUGCGGCAGGAAAGCCAGCGAGACAUGCAGCGGCUGCAACACAGCUCGCUACUGCGGCUCCUUCUGCCAACACAAAGACUGGGAGAAACACCACCACGUCUGUGGUCAGGGCCUGCAGGGGCUGCCGGGGGGCAGCAGCGUUCCCCUGGGCACCCCUUCCUCCACCUCCUCGGUGUCCUCCAGCGCGCCACCGACCCACUCAGAGAGCACCCCUCCAGGACCCCUCUCCCUGGCGGGCCAGAGCAGUAUUGCGGGAGGCGCCGGCAGCGGGAGCGUCUCCGCCAGCCCCAAAGAGAGCAGUUCCAGCAGUGCCUCUCGCUCCACAACCCCAGCGACCCCUGCCCUACUGGAUGCCACCUCACGCUGACGUCUGAGCCCUCUGUUCGUCCAUGCGUACUGAAAUGACAGUGCCCACACUCCACACAAAAAGCCAAACUGAGGAAUCCGCAUUGCACACAACUCCCUUUCCUCCUACCCUUAUUCAUAACGCUCUACUUGCAAGCUCUGUGAUAAAUCCUUUAACAACCAACAGCUUUUCUCACCAUGUAUAAUGUUUUCUAUCUCUUCGGUGACCGACCCACAGGCAGAAAGAUUCCAACCAGAGGUUCAACGUGGUGCAAAGCGUGCAGCUUGCAGCGUCUGCUUCAACAUAUCAGAUUUGUUUGCUGAGAACAUAGGCUUUGAAUUAAAAAUUCACCCUCAUUUGUGUAGGCGUGGUUAAGUUAGGGGCUGUGAUCAGGCAGCAUUUAUGAAAGAUAAGUAGGACUUGAUAGAAUUUCCCCUUUAAUUUAGCACCAGUGGAGGUACAUCAUCCAGCCCUGAAAUGUGCACUAACAGUCUGCUGAUGUGACAACUCUGCAGACUGUUUAUUAUGAAACUUUAUUAUGCAGUUUCAUAAUAAAGAAGCAAAAGUCAUAACCUUGCUCCAAAACCAAGGUGGGAAAGGAUACGAACUGUGAUGCGAUUUAUUCCUCAGAAACACAACUUAGUAUUUAUUAAAGGUUUCUUUCUGGCUUUAACGGAAAACAAAGAUAAGUCCAAAUAUUCUGAGUAAAGAAUAGCGCUGAUGAUGCUGAUGAUGAUAUGAGAAAUAAAUUAAUUUUAAACUGCUAACUACCUUGCUAGCAAGCCAAGAAAAUCUACACCGGACUCACCUCUCUGCACCAUUAUGAACCCAAAUAAAUUCAAAGAUGAAACAAAUAACAUGAUCCAAACCUUUUUACUACACUGCCAAAGUGAAAAAAAGAAACAUAAGUGAUAGAAAGAAGCACUCAUCUUAUAACCAAACACAAAGCAACAUCACCUCCUGAGCAGAAAAGCGAGCCCUGAUAGGACCAGGCGUGGAGGAGCUGCAGAGCAGCAUCUCAACUCUGAGAUUAAAAAAAAAACAAAAAAACACAAAACUGUGACCUGCUUUGAUCUGCAGCUGCCUCCCGCAGUCCGGAUAAAACUCCAGCGACUCCUCAGCGAUGGCCCAGACUAGUGAAUAUGGACAAUGCUGUGAAAUUGCCAACAAGAAACACUUGAUGAAAUUGAUGGAAACCCUGCCACAGUGUGGUUUUUUUGUGAAUGGUAGCGAGGACAUAAAGAGGGAAAUAGGAAAAAAUUAAUGCUACAUGGCCUCAAAAGAGACAGGUAGAAACAAGGCAACGGAGCUCCCAAAAACCUCAAGCAAGCUUGGAGACAUUGUUCAAGAAGGCAUUGCAUACUAUGGAGACGUACAAGGAGAUUGCUUAAAAGUUGAUUGUUUGUUUUUUUUAAAACAAAAAGCUCAGAAGGAGGAGACAUUUUGAGGAAUUACUGUUACCUUUACAUUCACUCCUUCCUUUUCCAAAGCAUGACUCGCAGUUCAGAAGAGCCGACAGGGCGGUGUAAACUUUGUUCUCCUCUCUUUCUACCUCCCCUCAUCCCUUCUUUGCUCGUCCCCAAACUAGUGGACUCACGUUUUACCCCCAAAAUCUCGGGUUUGCUUUGGACAGAGCUGCAAAGCACUCGCAGGGGAGGGUUGAACCUACUUGUAGAUAUUCUUCCUCUUUUCACUUUUUUCAUAAAUGUCUCCUGAUUGCUGAUGCCACAUGUGCUGCCCUUGUGUAUAUCCCAAAAAAUGGACUUUGUUUUGGGUUAUUUGCCUUUCAUUUUCUUCAAAGUUUGGGUUGAGCAGUCACAGCAGAGGAAAGGAUGUUUGUCUAUGAAAGGAAGCCCCACAUUGUACUUAUUGUUUGAACUGUUGUAUCUGUAUUGAUGAGAUGAAACCCCUCUUGUAGAAUAUUUUGUAUUGCUCGCAUUGUAAGACAGUGAGAGGACAGAGGUGCAAUAUGAAGAGAAUUCAGCUACUGAAUGGAACCUCAGCAACUGCCCGUAGGGUGUCAUAUAAUAUAGAUACAUAUAGAUAUAUUUAAAGCAACAUCAGUAACUUAAUGUGAAUGUACAUAGUAUUUAAAAAGGUCCAAAAAUGUGUUUGCCAAAUAACAAAAACCUUUAAAGUUCAGAACAUGACUUUUUCUCACAGUACAUUUGUUUUUCACUCGUACAAGCUGAAUCAAAGUGUCAUGAAACUGCUGGCGACAGACAUAAAGUAACUCCAGCCUGCACCAGGCAACAUAACAUUAUCUGUUUUGGUCUGGGACAUCCCAAUAUAGUCAAUUGUUACAGGGGGUUAAAAGUGAUGGAUCCAUUAGAAAUCAGCAUAUUUCAGUCAGAUCUUCUUUAGUGACUGUGAUGAUCCUGAUCAUUCUGAUCAAUCUGAAUCAACACGUUUUGCAAGACAGGCCAUUAUUGUAGGGGAAAGUGAUACGCCAGUGUUAAGCUCACAUCAAAAGUCAUUUUAAUUUUCUGUUUUCGAUUUGACCUCUUUGUUGUUUUAUUAAACAUGUGAUUCAAGAAAUAAGCUGCAGACGUGGAACAGGCCUUUGUUUCCAGAUCGAGAGAGCGGCUUCGCCGCAUUCCACAUGUUAGUAUCUUCUUUUAGCCUCUCCAAUACGGACUUAUUGCCUUUUAUAUUGAUCAUUGUAAACCCUACAUGGCUAGCUUCAUUUACACUUGGACCAAACUUGGAGAAACAAAAUAACUUUUUUUUUUUUUACAGAAAUAUAUGGUUUUCUUUGGACUAUUUGGGAAAAGCUAAAAUUCAGAUAAGCUGUAAGGUACCCCUGCAUCUAUGUGUAGCAUUCAUGUAUGUGUUUUAUAAUUACUGUGUUGUAGUGUUGAGCUCAGUUGUUUUUCUGUGACAUCUUUCUUCUCCCCUGAUGUCUAAUUGUCAGUCAGACCCACCACAUGUCUCCUCUUCCCCCCUGUUGACACGAGCUACCUCCUGUGAGCAUACAGCGCACCACCAGGAGAGGCUGACCUGGUCUUUAAAAAACACAGAUGGCUUGAGAGCAGACAUGGGCACACAAUCACGUUCGCAGGUGAUCAAAUGAAUCCAUGCUGAAAGGAGCUGUCAUUACUCAUGAUGUGGGAAAAAAAUCCAUUUUCACUGAGCUGCAUUUUUAUUUUAGGGGAGGAAAAAAAACAGCUUUUGUUGAGAUUUAUUGGUAGACACACAUCCAGUUAUUCCUGCAUUUUACCAAACCAACCCCAGAAUCAGUGAUGACAUGUCAUUUGCUGUCUGAAACCAAUAAAAGCACAGACCAAAGUACUAGUUUGCCAUUGUAGACAGUAACAUGGCAAGUAAUGACAGAUGGCAACCAGUCAACCAAAGUAUAUCUGAAAAACACACACCAGGAGAGCCCAAUCGACAAACAAAACAUCUGAAUUUCAGAUGUGAAUUCUUACUCAAGCAAUCAAAGUGCUUGUUGACUACAUAUUGAGCAGUGCUUCUCUGUAAACAACAGCAGCGUCACCUUUAGAAAAAGCCUGCCAACUGUGUGUUCUUAUAGCUACAAAGCCUUGCAGAGUUAAAGUGAAUACGUGAUAAGUGUGUGUCUGUCUGCGGAUGGUGGAGUGCCUGUCUUUUAGUAAAAAAAAAAAAAAAAAAAGAAAGAAAGUAAGAAAAAAAACCAAACAGCAACAAAAAAAACUUUAUGUCUCUCUGCAAACUACUUGAAACCUUCAGAGCUUUAAUGAAACAUUCAAGAAAAUCAACAGUGAUGUAUUGAUUUAAAAAUAAUAAUAAAUAAAGCAGCAGUUUUCGUGCAGGUUUGUCUAUAGAAACAUCCACAUCAUAACACAAUGGGUUGACAGUUCCAUUCAAUUCUUGAAGUGCUUUGUGUGAACCUCCUUGCCUGUGAGUAAGCCCUCAGAUAAACAAAGCCAAACCCAAUAUACAGUGUACAAAUUACCAAAAUACAACCAAAAGCUGCAUCUUUUCUUCUUCACGUUGUUAAGUUUUUCUUAUAAAAAAAAAACAAAAAAAACUGACACUCCCCCUCCGUGACCCCUCUUCAAGUCAUCAUUCUGCAGAUUGCAAAUAUCUGUUACUUUCUCUGUCAAGACGCAUCGCCACCCUGCUAGUCAAGGGUCUGCUCAUUUUUUUUUACAUCAGCUACAUUUUAUCUGUUUAACCAUGUUUCACAUAUGGGCAAAACACAUAUUCAGAGAGGACAUUUAAGUGCAGGGUUGGUGUUUGUCCCAACCUGUAGAUCUGCUUGCAAAGUUUCAGAGCUCAGCCAGUGCGAUGGUGACACGUCCUUCCUGUGAAACAGGCUCCGAAGACUAAAAAGCUGAAGUGGCAAAACAGUGGACGCAGCACUUGUUUCCCAAUAAGCCAUGGCUCAGAAUGAUCUUGUUUUUAAACUUCACAUAAACUGAAGUGAAAAGAAGUUUAUGCUUUUGUAUGUGUAAGGACGCCUUCUAUACUGUACUGUGCAAUACAUUAACGCAGAAAAAAAGACAUGUUUCUGUAGGGAAGGUUGGCGCUUUCGAGAUCUUUCCCGCUUUGUUUCAUUUCUCUCUUCCAACAGUCCUGUUGCCAUUUUUUAGAUGAAGUAAACUGUGCCAGAGGAAUUAAAUUCUGAUUUGUAUUUAUUUCUUGCAUGCUUCUCUCCCUGUUGCUAAUACCGCUUUUUAACUGUUCGCUCUGUUGGAUGUGUGAAGCUGUAAAACAUUCUAAUUCAGGUUAUUGUCUGUGUUGAACAAUGUAACUGUGUAAUUAAAACAUGAAAUGAUGUAUCCAU
Messenger RNA from Xiphophorus hellerii (green swordtail), 7896 nucleotides. RefSeq names its product CBFA2/RUNX1 partner transcriptional co-repressor 3 (gene cbfa2t3). The transcript has 12 exons. Gene Ontology annotation, molecular function: transcription corepressor activity. The coding region runs from base 1152 to 3149 and encodes 665 amino acids. NCBI's taxonomy places the organism in Eukaryota, Metazoa, Chordata, Actinopteri, Cyprinodontiformes, Poeciliidae. Gene Ontology annotation, cellular component: nucleus. The record is from RefSeq and is a predicted model, not a curated record. Gene Ontology annotation, biological process: negative regulation of DNA-templated transcription; DNA-templated transcription.